Molecule: messenger RNA, 1718 nt
Organism: Vollenhovia emeryi
Lineage: Eukaryota; Metazoa; Arthropoda; Insecta; Hymenoptera; Formicidae
Exons: 5
Coding region: 373-1590 (405 amino acids)
Biological process (GO): sensory perception of smell; detection of chemical stimulus involved in sensory perception of smell
Cellular component (GO): plasma membrane
Molecular function (GO): odorant binding; olfactory receptor activity
Source: RefSeq, a predicted model, not a curated record
AAGAAACUCACUAUUAACUCAAUUAACAAUUCGCGUAUUACUGUUCAAUAUAACUCACGAUGAACAAUGACCUAACACAAGGUAGUCGCUCGUACUUUUACUAAAGGCCGUCUCGUGUAAAUCGAUCCUAUUCUGUAAUUAUCUCGCAUCGGCAAAAAAUUGCGCGCACGCAACCCUUUGUACCGAACUUUGAACUGUGCUGCGACAGAAACGCCGCUGUGACAGAGGUGAUUCACGCAGACGCGAGAGCGUGCAUAAUGCAAACUGACAGGUUUCGUCGUACUUUUAUCUGUCAGUUGCGAUCGUGCGACCGCUUCGCAAACAAGUGAAAGGGAAAAUCGGGUUUUCCCCCGGCUCGUCCAUACGCAUGCCAUGAUUGAACGCACGGAUUUACGGAAUUCCAAUUAUGAGAACGACAUUAGAUACACCGUGCAGGUGCACAAACUGAUCCUGGGACUGAUUGGUGUAUGGCCGAACCUGGAGAAGUCCCGGAAACAAACGAGAUUUCUAAGGGGAUUCCUUAGAAUCGUAUGCUGCUUCCUGUUAUGCUUCAAUCUGAUACCGUGGAUGCUGCAUAUGUUUCUAAUCAUGGACACGUUCAAGAGCCGACUCAGGAUGACUGGCGCACUUUGCUUCUACAGUAUGGUAUCUGCCACGUACUGCGCGCUGAUGUUACGGGAGGAUCGUAUCAAGGAAUGUAUGAGACACUUGCAAGAGGACUGGCGAAAUGUACAGGACGCGAACGAUCGCAGAAUCAUGUUGGACAACGCCAGAGCCGGGCGUUUCAUCCUUAUUUGCACCACAUUAUUCCUAUUCGUCUGUGGUUUCACUUACCGUCUGAUUCAGCCAAUAGUCCGCGGCAAGAUCGUAAUCGGAAAUGUGACUAUCAGACCGCUGGUGCAGGGCAACUACUUUAUCUUUUUCGAUCCGCAGCGGAGUCCUGCUUACGAGAUCGUGUUUUCGAUGCAUUUGGUGAGCGGCAUUCUCAUAUAUACCGUAACAACCAGCGUCUGCGGGAUCACCGCAUUGUUCACCAUGCACGCUUGCGGACAACUCAAGUUGUUGGCUGCUUGGUUGGAGAACUUGGCGAACGAAGAUCAAUUGUCGAAAGAUCGCGCCGUUGCUGGAAGGCUGGCGGCGAUUGUCGUACAUCACGUGAGGAUACGUAAAUUUUUACAUCAGAUACAAGAAGUUGUAGGAGAAAUGUGUUUUAUUGAAAUUAUUGGAAGUACUUUAAUACUGUGUCUCUUGGGGUAUUACGUGAUAACGGGAUGGGAACGAAACGAUGCACUAUCCUCUGCGACAUAUGCCAUAAUGCUCGUAUCUUUCACUUUCAACAUUUUCAUAUUAUGUUACAUUGGGGAAGUUUUAAGUAGUCAGGGGAGUAAAGUAAACACAACUUGCUGCACGAUCGAUUGGUAUUGCUUACCUAGUAAAGAAGCUCGUUGUCUUGUCUUAGUAAUUGCCAUGGCUAGAUAUCCUACGAGGCUCACGGCGGGUAAAGUAAUCGAUCUUUCAUUCAGCAGCUUUGGCGCCGUUAUUAGAACCGCGAUGGCGUAUUUAAACUUGUUGCGGACAGUCACUCUAUGACCGCAUAAAUGUUAUAUUAUAUAGGAGAAAACUUAUUACCUUAUGCAGUACAAGUGUUUGUAAAUUUCGAAACUUUAAAUAGCAUUCAUGCAGAAAUUCCGUCUUUAAUCUUCAGAGAUUUUUACCAU